Paramecium primaurelia is the source of this 1261-nucleotide messenger RNA. The record is from the annotation of a GenBank genome assembly. Lineage: Eukaryota; Ciliophora; Oligohymenophorea; Peniculida; Parameciidae.
AUGGCCUUAAUCCAUAAUCAAAAUGAUAUACAAAACAUGUUUAGUAAAGCAGGAAAGAUAACUUCAGAGAAAUAUAUAGUUUUUUAACGAAAAGAAGAGAUCAUUAACAAUAGACCCAGAUAUUUCAAAGGGAAAUCUUAAUCAGCUGCAUCUUCAGAAGAGGUAAAUCAAUAAGUAGAUAAAAAAAUGCCAGAAAUAUCAAGCAAGAAAUAAUAAGAAUAAAUAACAGAAGCAGAAUAGAUUUAACGCAAAAAUUAAGUUAAACUUUCCCAACCAUUUUCAAGACAACUGUCUAGAUAAGUAGGUCAUUAUACAAAACUGAGUAAAGAUAGUAAACCAUCUUGUGGAUAAUAUCAUGUUAAAUACAGUGAACUUGAUAAGUAUUUAUUGAAAUAAUGAUUAAUAAGAGCAGUUCACUCAAUUCAUGAUUAUGAUAAAUCACUUAAGCACACAGUACCUCUGGAAGUACCAGGAAAGCAUGGAGAACCUGAAAAUAUUGAGUAAACAAUCAAUAGAUAUAUUAUAGUAAACCAAUAGUAGAUAGGCCAAGGUUUUCUAGAACCUGUUUUCUAGAUUUAGUACGAUAAACCUAAAGGUAUAAAUUUAUAUUAAAUUAUAAGACCUGAUAUAUUUUUUGGAAGACCAACUCCACAUCCUGAUAGAUUUACAUAUUUAAAUGUAACGGAUUCAUGGAGCAAGAUUCCUAGAACUCCAUCAGUCUAAUUAGAAAAAUAAUUGUCUAGAGAUCAAAUGAUAAUUUAUAAAAAAAAAUAAUUUGCACCUGAUUAUCAUCCAAAUUUUGAAUUUGGUAAAAAGUAUAUGAAUUGAUUAAUAAAUAGAUAAUUAGGCAGUUGUGGUGCUCCAUUUGAUAAAUUAGAAUAGAGAAAAGAUAUUAUGACUAAAAUUCCACCUUAUAAUCAUGAAACUUAUUUUGAAUUUGAUGUUUAUUCAAAGGAUCCAAAUAGUAAACUUUUUAGAACUCCAACAGCUCCAAAUUUUAAAUAAAUGUUGGAUAGGGAACAAGAUGGAAAAUCCCUUUUACCAAGCUUUAUGUAGGUAAUUAUAAUUUUAGACUUUUAAGAAAUAUUCAAAUACUCGUAUGGGCAUUACUCAUUUACAUUAAAAAAUGUUAGAAGUUAAUAACUUUAGAGAUGGAAGAUUUCAAACUGUUACUUCAAGUUUCUUACCUAGUAAAGGUUUCAAAAAAAGACCAUAAUUGGAUGAAUCAAGUGAAGAAAUUGAACAAAUGGAAGAAUAAUGA